Messenger RNA from Telopea speciosissima, 3195 nucleotides. RefSeq lists its product as uncharacterized. The transcript is spliced from 5 exons. Lineage: Eukaryota; Viridiplantae; Streptophyta; Magnoliopsida; Proteales; Proteaceae. Gene Ontology annotation, biological process: regulation of defense response to fungus. The record is from RefSeq and is a predicted model, not a curated record. The coding region runs from base 65 to 2932 and encodes 955 amino acids.
UUCGUGUGAGCAGUUUUGCUACUUGUCUGUCUGUCUGUGUUUCUCUUUCUUUGGAUGAUUGGACAUGGCAGAGGAAACGAAAGUCCGAGUUGUUCGUUGCCCUAAGUGCGAGAAUCUGUUAACAGAGCUCCCUGAUUUUACUGUCUACCAAUGCGGUGGAUGUGGUGCUGUUCUUCGAGCGAAAAAACGAACUUCCGCCUCUGAUACCUCAUCGGAAAAAUCUGAUGAAGAGAGGAAUAGACCUAGAGGAAAUUCUGGGGAAAAGGAGCGAGUUUUUGACCAAGGGAAAAUUAAUUUGAGUGAUGCUUCAGGGUUGGAUAGGGAGAGCGAUGGCCCUGAACUGGAACGCAGGAGGAGAAGGCCCGUAGCCUUGUCUGAAAGAGCAGCUAGCUCGAAUUAUACUUCUUCUUCCGGGCCUGAAAAUAGGGAUAUUGAGAGUGAUAAUCAUGGAGGAAGGGUUGAAACCAUGGUUGAUAAGGAACCUAAGUAUAGGUAUGCCUCCAAAGCUCCGGCCGAGGACUGGGUCGAGGUGUUAGAAGAAAUGAAUUUGAACAAGGUCGAAUUGGCUAAAGCCCUAAUGGGGAAAGAGGUUGGUGAAGUUAAAUUUAAAACUGCAAGUGGGAGCAGGCCUUGGGGGCCCGGGCAAAUUCCUGAUAAUUGGAGCAGUGAGAUGAAGGGGUCGUUGGCAUCUCGGAGAACCCAUAGACCCUUGGUUGAAGAUGUUAGAUUUCCAACUCUGCAGUAUCCUAACGAAGGCCCAUCAAACUACCACCGGGGUUCGUCUUAUGGCUAUGGCGAGCCAGUAAAGAACCAGAGCAACCUCGAUGGACCCAGUAGAGUCGAGUACCUUGAGCAAGAUCGAGCAGAGCUUCUGAGAAAACUGGAUGAGCUGAAAGAUCAACUUAGUAGAUCUUGUGAUAUAGCGGAGAAACCAAAAGAAAGGGUACCUGUAGCUAGGAGAAUGGUUCCUCUUCCUCCUCCUCCUCCUCCAGAUCCUUACGGCGGUCAUGGUACCUGGCCUCCAGAGGGCCUGCCGGGACCAAGUAGAGCUUCCGUGGCAUCUUUUGCUCCAGAUAAACACAUCCCCAGGCCACCUUACCAAAAUCAUGGACAUGAACCUAUUCCUUUGAUGAAUAGGCAUCAUGUAGAUAUGCAGCAGAAUUUCCAUCCUCCGUUGCACACCCCAAAUGAGAUUCCUGGUUUCGGUGAUCCAUUUGGACCCCAAGUGCUCAGGAGAGCUCCUCAUCAACCUGCCUUCAAAUACUCUCAAAGGUCAUCUCAUGAAUACUUUUCUCGGCACCAUGUGGAUGUUGAUUCGGAUCCCAUGGCACUGUAUCCGCAUAAUUCCCUCUUUGAUCAGACUGCAUGCUCUUGCUUUCAUUGCUACAACAAACAUUGGCAAGUACCUGGGCAAAUCCACCCUCCUGUUUUCAGCAAUAGGAGGUACCCAGAUGUUCCAACCUGUUCCAUUGUCAACCAUCUUGAAACUUCUGUUCCAUUUGGUUCACUGGGUUAUAAUCCUAGAGUUUUCAAUCCUCCUGUGUAUUCUCACGAACCAGAUGACCAUGCAAGAAGGCCGAUUCUACUUGAUUCUGACAUGGGUGGUUUUAAUCGAGGUCGCCCACAAAGGAUGGUGCUAGCAAAUUGGAAUGGACGCCGUUUCCGACCCAUAGCUGGUGGUGCACCAUUUAUAACAUGCCACAAUUGCUUUGAGUUGCUGCGACUACCUAAGAAACUUCUUUUAAUGGAGAGGAAUGAAUGGAAAGUUCGGUGUGGUUCCUGCUCUACUGUAAACCCAAUUGUGGUUGAGAACAAAAGGCUGCUUGUUUCUGUUCCUGCUGAAACCAAACAAACUCCUCCAGAGGUGCAUGGUGGUUCUAGUGAGGAAGUGAAAGAAGGCCCUACGUCUAAUAAUGGUUACACAAAUGAGACUAGUGUGAACUCCUACGCUGAUGACUUUGAUAACUCACAUUACUUUAAGUUUACAGAUCCUGAGCAUGAUUUAUUGGCAGAAGACCAGAGGUUGAACUUAAGCGAGUCUGGGAAGGUGCAUGGUCAGCUUUCUUCAUCCUCAAGUCCCUCUGAUGAUGAGAGCUCAGAUAGUGUAAUUACUAGGAGAGAGAUGUCCAACACAGCAGACUUGCCUUUGAGAGAAAAUGUGACUCCUCCAGUUCCGGGAUCACCCCUUCAGGGGCAACCUGAUCAUCUGUCUUCUGAUCAUGUGGUGAGCAAAUUAGAAAAGGGGAGCAGGAGUAAACGUUUGAGUCAGGAGAACAUGGUUAGGCAAGAUUCUUUGAAAGAUGCAUCAGUAGCUACUGAGAUGGAGGUUUCAUUCAAUGAGUUUUCAAAUACUGUGACGUCUCAGGAUUCUGGGGAGGCAAACAAAGAGGAAGAUCAACCGGGGAUCAGCAAGGCUCUUGAAUCAUUCUUUGCCAGCAUUAUUAAGAAGAGCUACAGGGAAUCAUCGAAAUCUAAUAAAUCAGUCGAGAAUGACAAAGCUAAUAAUGUGUCUAUUAAUGGACAUCCUAUUCCAGAUCGGUUAGUCAGGAAGGCUGAAAAGCUAGCUGGACCUGUUCAUCCUGGACAAUUCUGGUAUGACUUCCGAGCUGGAUUUUGGGGUGUGAUGGGUCAGCCUUGUCUUGGCAUUAUACCUCCAUUUAUUGAAGAAUUCAACUAUCCAAUGCCCGAAAACUGUGCUGGUGGAAAUACUAGGGUUUUUUUGAAUGGAAGAGAGCUUCAUCAAAAAGAUUUGGAUUUACUUGCUGGCAGGGGACUCCCAACCACUAGAGAUAAAUCCUAUAUUGUUGAGAUUUCUGGGAGAGUUGUGGAUGAGGACUCUGGAGAAGAGCUUGAUAGCCUUGGUAAACUUGCCCCGACAGUCGAGAAGGCAAAGCAUGGAUUCGGCAUGCGGGGUCCAAGAGUGGCUCGGUAGGUAUAAAACCAUGUGGGUGGGGCAUAACGGCUUCAACUGCCAGUGCCAUCAGGAAGAAUUUGGAGCUAAUUUGUCUUUUUGGAUGUAGGUGUUUGAGCAGUUUGUUUCAAACUCAAUUUAGGGAUGUUUUCAUUGGUGUUUUCAUUGAUGGGGUGAAGCAACCUUUCAUCUUCAUCGUGUGCCCGAUUGUAUGUGUUUGAAAUACGUUUACUCUGUAAAUCUGGUAGCCUUAGCUGCUUCUUAUGGGUUCUGUCUUUUGCAGG